AUGCUGCCAGCUAAGUGGACUACUACGGAACAGUACCUAUGGCUCCAAGAACAGUUCCAGGAGUAUACUGCAAUCCACGACGGGGACAAAGAAUACACGCUCUUCUGGCCAAAAAUCUAUCUUUAUUGGUUUAGCAGAUGGCCCGAGCGAGCUAUCCUCUUCCCUGGUAUCGCUAAUGAAACAAUGUUAGAAAAGGAGCAACAAACCGCAGAAACUGAUGCUGUGGAUUCACGUAAAGCUCAAUUACAAACUUGGUUUCGUUGGCGGACGAAUGCAUCCAAGAAAAACCGCGGCUUGAAGAAGGACACGUCCGUCUUCGAAGCGGCACUGGUACCGAAGUCACGCGUGAAAUCCACUGAAGAGAUAUACAUGGACAUGGUCUAUAGUGAACGCAUCAAGCCUCUCGUCAAGGCCGAACAAGAGGCAGGUAACAUAAGUACAGCUGGCCAGUGCAUGGCAUUGAGCCGAAGGUUUUGCAAGGAGCUCCUGGAAGACGAGUCAGACGAGGUUAAGGAGGAAGUGAGAGAGAGGUAUAGUAGACAGAAAAAGGUAAAGAGGGUCGUGUUAGACGAUGAAGAUGACAACGAUGAAACUGACGCUGACGCUAUCGCAAAAGCUAUCGAUGACUUACCAAUCAUAUGCCAGCGCUUCGCACGUCUCAUCAAGAAAAAAACUCGAUUCAUAGUCUCCUUCAUGUGCGCUGGACCAGAGCCGAGGCAUGAUUGGGACAUCGUUUCAUUAUCGUGCCAUCCAUCAGAAACUCCCGCUGGGAGUAAUUUUUCUCAAUUGUGCCCUGACAAGGACAACACAUUCCUUGCGGCAUACCAGCAAUACGCUGAGUUGAUAUUCCCUGCGAACAAGCGCGAUCCACUACUGCCAGGUGUUGGAGAUGGCAAUGAGAUUGAAGAACUUGAAGGAUGCGACAAUGGUGAAGAGGAUAUGAAUGGAGGAUGCGAUGGUUCCAUGGAUUGGAAUAUUCCAGGCUUCGCUACUUCCUCUGAUGCAUCAAUGAUGUCAGGCUUCGGUAAUACCGAAGCCGGCAUCAGUGAUGCAUCAUCAAUCAAUGAACUUGAUCAAUCCGUGUUUAACUCCGAGGCCCAAUCUAAUGCAUCAUUCGAACAGGCCGAGCCUGAUGCAUUGUCAGGCUUUGGUAAUACCAAAGCCGGCAUCAGUGAUGCAUUACUCAAUGAACUUGAUCAAUCCACGUCUAACUCCGAGGCCCAAUCUAAUGUACCAUUCGGACAAGCCCAAACUGAUGCAUCACUUGCGCAGGCUCAACUUCACGCAUCAUUCGAUUGGCACAACAUUAGUACACUGCCUCCCGAUCCAACUAGUGUGGAUGGGAUGAACGAGGUGUUCGGGUCAUCGUUUUCUCAUGCUGAUCUUAUAGCGAUGGGGUUUUUGGGUGGCGGUAGCACCAUGCCGAAUCCAUUCCCCCCGGCAUUCAGCUCAUUUGCACCCUCACUCACCGAUGCUAGGAGUACUGUACCAGGAUACUAUGACAUGCAACACGACACGCGAUAUGGCACGAUGUGGAAUUUUAGCAACCUUGAUUCACAGGGGUGGGAGAUGCCUAGCCUGUCCUCAUUCUUGAGCUCCCCAAUUUCUGCCGAGCGCACCACCACCACAGCUGAACAGGAUGAGGUUCUUCCUCACUUUACUCGUCAGUCGCCCAUUCUUCCGGCAGCAAAUCAUCCUGCAGAUGACAGCGCAGAAGACCUUGACAGCAUUCAUACUGGUGCUGGUCUUCCUAAGUCUAAGCGCAAGCACAAGUUGAAGCUCCCGGCUGCCAAAGUCAAUUGCAAUCCUGCUAUAGAACCCACCCCCACCAUCACGCCGCCCAUGAACACAGCCAAACCCAAGGCCAAACCCAAAGCAAAACCUCUCACCAAGUCUGGUGCGGUAACGGAGACAUCGCACGCUACUGCUGACAAAGGCAAUACGCUGGGUCAUUUGACUGCCCCCAAUACUGCCACGAAACGGAAUCCGGCGGUUGAUAUCGGUGCAGCUCCUCGUGUAUCAAAGCGAAUUCCAAUCAAGUCCAGGCGGAAUGAUGUCGCUGACACUAUCGGGUCAGGUGGUUCGACGUUCGUUGGCAUUGGUAGGGAAGAUCCACCUGUUCUGGGGGAUGUCGGGGCAUCAAUGAUGAAGUGUCCUCCCAACUUGACUAUGGGCAGCGUGAUUCCUGCAAAGAAAAGGCGAACAAAGGCAUGA
This is a messenger RNA of Suillus plorans, 2214 nucleotides long. RefSeq lists its product as uncharacterized. Bases 1 to 2214 code for a protein of 737 amino acids. Lineage: Eukaryota; Fungi; Basidiomycota; Agaricomycetes; Boletales; Suillaceae. The record is from RefSeq and is a predicted model, not a curated record. The transcript is spliced from 9 exons.